Plasmodium cynomolgi strain B is the source of this 480-nucleotide messenger RNA. RefSeq lists its product as hypothetical. NCBI's taxonomy places the organism in Eukaryota, Apicomplexa, Aconoidasida, Haemosporida, Plasmodiidae. The coding region runs from base 1 to 480 and encodes 159 amino acids. The transcript has 6 exons. The record is from RefSeq and is a predicted model, not a curated record.
AUGGCUCCUGUGCCCCCCGUCGAACAAGUACAUUUUGUUAUGCAUGGAAGAAUUUUUAAAAAAAAAAAAUUUUACGAUGUGCGAGAAAUAUUUUCCUUCAUACGACAGAACAACCAAAUAAAGCUGGAAAGUUCCUUCUACACCGUGACCAUAAAGGCCAUGCUGAUGUUGGAAAAGAACUCUCUUCAGGAGGCCAUGAUAAUAUACGACGACUCGUAUGACAUGUCUAUCUAUUUGACGAACGAAAUUCACAAUUUGAUGUUAGAGAAUAACUUAUACCUUUAUCACACCGUGAAAAAAGAGGUGAAACCAGAGUGUGAAAAAUUACUGAAGUUAUACGAAGGGAACGUGGAAAAGAUAAUUAUACGACUAAUAAACGAGUUAAUAAAAAAUAGGACGUCGAUAAAAUUGUCCUCAAAGACUUUGAGUCUGUUUGCCUGGACACACAUGUACCUUGACGUUAAUGAAAUUAUCAAGUAA